AUUAUUAUUAUUAUUAUUUUAACCUGUGCAGAAGUGACGCCUCAGACACUACGUGAUGUUUAAUGAAACUUUCACUUUCCAACACUGUUGCACACAAGAGAUCGUCUUAUCGCUUAUUGGCUCUUUUUUAAAAUCUAGAAAACAAGUGCUAUAGUUGUGGAAAUAGCAGUGUAAACAAUUAACUUGACACGGAACUGAUCAUUAUUCUUAUGAGAAACGGAUUGAUUUGACUGACGGACUCGGCGCAUGCGGAUUACAAACAGGAAACAACGUCUCUUUUGGGUUUGUAAUUAAACGAGCUGCGCAUGCGCACAUCCUAACACUGGGUGAUCUCAUAAAAAAAGUCUCUCUUGUUUCCACAGUGAGGUGAGGUUUCCAUGGAAAUCGUCUCUAAGGAGAUGGCGCGUGCAGUCGGUGCUGAACGACAGCGAGAUGAAAACAUAGUUAAAGAACGGAAGGAAUGCACAUGGACCUGGAGUGUACCAAAGCUGGAAGCCUCGAGUGAUGAGGAGGUCGUUUCGAGAGGAUUAAGUGAUGACGUGUGCUGUUUGUGUGGGGGAAACGGCACUUUUCUGGACCAGCCGACUGAGCAUUUUAUUAAGCACACAGAUGAGGUUUGUUGCCACUUGUGCCCGACGAAAUUCUCCCAUAUAAACUCGCUGGACUUGCACCUGAAAAAUGCCCACACCAAAUACAAUAUAUUCUGUAAAAGCUGCAGCAUGGGGCGACAUCGACCAAAGCAGUGGACUGUUGAAACCGACAAGACACUAGAGACCCCAAAAAUGACACAACUUGAUGAGGAGGUGGAGGAGGUCAAAAUUGAGAAUGAGGAGUUUGAAAUAAAGUAUGUGAAGGAGGAAGAGGAGGUUGUUGUUGGAGAAAUGGAGGAAACAGAAAGAAACAGCAUUACGGAGACUUCCGAGGAUGAUAAGAUGUUCAACAGAAGCUUGCAUGAUCAUAACUAUUUCUUAUCACAAGCAAGCAGCUCUAUAAGAGAAACUACCAAGAAGGUUGUUAUGUAUACCAGCAACGAAAAUGUGCUUGUUCUAAUUAAUAAAACAAACAAGGGAAUAUCCCCUAAUGAUGCAUAUCGUAAAAGUAACCAGCAGGAGACCUCAGUGGAUGAUCAGACCGCGUGCAAAGGCACAAAUGAUCAUAAUUACUUUUCCUUUCAAAGCCUUGAAAAUCACACGCUCCUUGUAGAACAAGCACCAGUUCCUGAAGACAUACAUGUGUUUAAUGAUAAAGCAGACAGUAGGAUAUUCUUUAAGGACCCAGAAAGUACAGAAAGUCACCAAAAUCAAGAACAGGAGAAUGAGUUGGUGUCGAGUGGCUUGAUUGAUCACACUUAUUUCUCCAGACAAACACUCGCAAAUCAAGCUGUUCUCUCUAAACAAGUACAAAGUAAAGAAAAUAUACUCAAUAAUCCAAGUCAUGGAAAUAAUGUCACUAUGACUGAUCAAGAAACCACUAUGUUAGAAGCUUCACAUUUGGAGGAAAAAAUGGAGGUGGAAGAAGAACUUUGUGAAUUUGAACUCGUUCAGGAAGAUGAAGAAAUAGAAGAACAUGUGGGAAGGAUUCAGAGAAGUGACCAUGAGGACAGUGACACAUGUAAGGGAGAUCAGUGCUCAGGUACAGUAUCUUGCACAUCCACAGGCACUAAUGAUGACAGUUCAGUUAAGGAUUGUCAGACAAGGAUCGCGAUUCAGAAACAAAAUGAUCACAACAGUAACCAGAAACCACUCAGGCCUGUAGGCGCUGUAAAUUCAUAUCCUGCCAACAGUUUAUAUAAAGACCUACAGACCUGUGCAUACUGUGGCCUUAGCAAACUUCCCAACACUGUAGACUCUAUGGUACAGUGCACAUGCACUCAAGCGUUUACAUGUUCUCUGUGUGUAAUUUCGUUUAGCACCGAACAAAUGCUACUGACCCAUCAAGCAGAGAAGCACCCUUUAGCCAAAUAUAUGUGUGGGAAAUGCCUGCAGCUAUUUCACACCCAAAAUAUUUUCAUACAGCAUGUUUGUAGCAAACCCAAGGGUUUCAGUGAAAAUUUUUUAACCCCAUUCAACAUCUCAGACAGUUCAAAAGAGCUAUUGCUCAGGAUUCUGAACAUUGCUCCAUCACCUGCUGCUGCAGAGUCUUCAAAGCAACCCCUGAGCUGUCAAGGAGUCGACAUUAUAAAAAAACCUCAAAACCUUGAAACUAUGCCGAAUUCCACUUCACAUUCAUUGCCCAACAGUGCAUCUAUCUCCGAGACACAAAAGGCCCCAGUUCAAGUAACGGUCACUAGGACAAAGAGUCAUUCCCAGAAAAACAAUUUGACAUGUUGCACCUUAAAUGGAGACCAAGGACAAGUGAUGAUUCCCAUUUCUACAGGUACUGAGAAACAAAUUGGGAAGGUGCAGGUUUUAAGUCCAUUGCAGGCCAAAUUGGUGACUCCAACUUCUUCUUCUACUUCUUCUAAUCCUAAACAAAUCCACUUUUCACCCCAGAGCCAAGGACAACUGACAGCCAUUCCUACAGUUACUGAGACAAAAUGUGGACAAAUUCAGGGUUUAACUCCACAUACACCUGCAGGCAGUGCAGAGCUGAGGACAAGAAUUGUCCAGCCUCAGCUGCAUCCGACGUUUGGAGUCCACUUACCUCAUUCUUUUCAAUCCCAAAUUUCUAACUCAGUGUCUAUCCCAUCUCAAACAGACCAGCUCCCUAAAUCCAGUGUUCCCUUCUUGGAUAUUUGUAGGUCUUCUCAAUCUACCAAGAUCCACCCUUCAUCCCCCGGGCCUUUAAAAAUAGUGGCCAUGUUUGUGAACCAGAGCAAGGAGCUGGCCCUGCAGAAGCGCAUGUGCCAGAGUUGGCGUUCCAAGGCUGUGUUCCCAUGCCGGCAGUGUGGCGCUUUGUCACGCCAGUUCUCACUAGGUGUACGCCACCGCUAUCAACACCGUGGGCCACGCCUUUACAGAUGCAAGUGUGGCAGAACCUUCCAUCAGCGCAUGCACCUGCUGCGCCAUCAGGUUCAGCAUGCCGAGGCCACACGCUACAUCUGUGCUGCCUGUGGCCAGAUGUUCUGUGGUACGAAGCAGCUGGCCUGCCAUAGGCCCCUAUUCAGGAUCACACAAUCAAAUAGAAAAAAACAAGCAAAUAAAGAGUGCAGGAACAUUUUUCAAUGCAACUGUGGCCAUUCCUUUGCAAGACCUGCUGCGUUAUUGUGGCAUAUGUUAAAAAACUCCAAAGCCCGGAAACCGCGCUUAAAAGGCUUACAGUAUAUUACUGUUCAAAUUGACUAAGUUUCAAAGUGAAAUAGAUUGCUGUCAGUGAAAUUGACAAAGACUGCUAGAGUGGCUAUUUUUUCUGCUGUUAAAUAAUCCUACAAAGUCAGCUUGGCAUUAAAAUCCCUGUGGUGUUGAACUGGAUAAUCAGAUGUUAUUUUUAGGAGUCUGAUUAAUGUACACUCAUUACUACAGACCAUAUUUGUAAUAAACCUAUGCUUUGUGAAUGUUG
Messenger RNA from Tachysurus fulvidraco (yellow catfish), 3498 nucleotides. RefSeq lists its product as uncharacterized. Bases 378 to 3284 code for a protein of 968 amino acids. Lineage: Eukaryota; Metazoa; Chordata; Actinopteri; Siluriformes; Bagridae. The transcript has 3 exons. The record is from RefSeq and is a predicted model, not a curated record.